This is a messenger RNA of Gadus morhua (Atlantic cod), 4033 nucleotides long. RefSeq names its product sushi domain containing 5 (gene susd5). Gene Ontology annotation, biological process: Notch signaling pathway; cell adhesion. The coding region runs from base 213 to 3068 and encodes 951 amino acids. The transcript has 5 exons. Gene Ontology annotation, molecular function: hyaluronic acid binding. The record is from RefSeq and is a predicted model, not a curated record. Lineage: Eukaryota; Metazoa; Chordata; Actinopteri; Gadiformes; Gadidae.
AGAUAAACCGCGCCUCGGUCCCAGCCGCACCAACCGGCUCUUUCCGGUUUACCUCUCCUGUCAACAAGUGCAGCCCACCGAUCUACCUUCCAGACCAGGACAGACCUAACAGGAGCUGUCGUUUACGGUCCGCAACCGGUUUAACAAAAAUCAUAUCGAACUACAAAUUUGGAAAAAGGCCUUUGAACUAAAGAAAAGAAAACGCGCAAAAAAUGUUGGACCGAUAUAAUAUCCAUGACAUUGUUUUGUCAUUCCUUGUUGGAUGCAUGGCAUGUCUUUCAUUGGCAUCUGUUAAUAAUGCAGACGGUCGUGUGUUCACCCUGGACCUGAGGGGGUCCGCCUCGCUGCGGGGGCUGCGGGGGGCCGAGCGGGCCUGCGUCCUGCAGAACGCCCGCCUGGCCUCGGGGGCGGAGCUCCGCCGGGCCGUGCUGGAGUGCUCCUUCUCCGCCUGCACCCGGGGGUGGCUCCACGACGGCACCGUGGGGACCACAGACUGUAGGAACGCCGGCAGCUCCCUGACGGCCAUGGAGGUGAGGACCGAGAACUUCACCGACCACACGGCCCAGCUCAACGCCUUCUGUAUCAAAGACACAGGCGUGCCGUGCGGUGACCCCCCCUCCUUCCCCAGCACCCGGCUCCAGGGCCAGGCGGGGUUCGAGCUGGGGGAUGAGCUGCUGUACGUGUGCACCCCCGGCUAUCGGAUGCCCAGCGGGAACACGGCCUUCAGCCUGCUGUGCGACAGCUGCGGAGAGUGGUACGGCCUGGUGCAGAUGUGUCUCAGAGAUGAAAGUGAAACGCACGUCGACUACGAAGACAGGUUCCCCGAAGGCUACGGUGCGCUGGACCACCACAGUGACCCCGGGGAGGUCCCGGCAGAGAGGGAGGACCCCCCGGUCUCGGAGGAGGUGCACCCGGCGGUGUUCCAGCAGCAGCAGGAUCCCACCCCCUUCACGGCGGGGCGAGGAGGGCAGCAGCGCCGGGACCAGCAGGGAGAGGAGGCGUGGGGAGGGGAGGAACGCUCCCUCCACGGGGCGGAGGGCGUGGCCGGCGGAGCGUCGCAGGGGGCCGCUCGAGGUGUCCGGCUGGGAGAGGACCCCGAGCCCGGGGACGUGAAGGGCGGUGUUCCUCUGGAGCAGGAGCAGGAGCUCGUGGUGCGGGUGGGGUCCGACGCGGCGUCGCAGGCCACGGCCGCGCCCGUCUCCAAGCUCUCCCAGAAGCACAUGUUCUGGUUCCCGUCAGAGGCCUUCCACGAGGAGGGCUACCCUGCCCCGGAAGACCCCGGCACGCAGACCCCAGCGGCUGACACAGACCAAUCAGACGAGAGCAAGGAGGGUCAUCCCGAUGACGAUGCUGACGAUCACCACGAUGAGGUCGGCGACCAUGACGACCACGAGGACGACCGUGAAGACAGCCGCCAACAGGAGGAUCAUGACGACAGUCGCCAUAGCGACCACGACGACCACGACGACCGUGAAAACCGCGACGAUGGAGCAGAUGAGGAUGUCCAUGACAACAGUCGCCAGGAGGAGGCCCAGGACGAGGACCUUCUGGAUCAACACGUGAAGCAUUACAAUCCGGGCCAGCGCGACACCGUGGACCGGUACAGUCGCUACGACGACGACGUCGAUCCCAGGGAGCACUACGACAUGGGCGAACACGAGGACGACCAACACGCCCACGUCCUCCGUGGCGGCGAAAGAGAAGACGCUGACGGAGACCGUGACCGUGACAUUGUUGAGGAGGACGGCGACGAUAAAGACCGGGAGAGGGAGGACCUCCAUGAGCCCGGAUCCCACGAAGAGCCCGAAGACCCCCAUGAGCUUGAAGAGCCUGAAGACCACCACGAGCACGAAGACCACCAUGAGGACGAAGACCACGAGGAAUACGAUGAGCAUGAAGAGCCUGAAGACCACCGCGAGCACGGUGACCAGGAUGAGCAUGAAGAGCACGAAGACCACGAUGACCACGAUGACCACGAUGACCACGUUGACCACGAUGACCACGAUGACCACGUUGACCACGAUGACCACGAUGACCAUGAUGACCACGAGGACCACGUUGACCAGGAAGAGCCUGAAGAGCCUGAAGAGCACCCUGAGGAAUCGGAGGAAGACUUGGAAAGCGAAACGAGCGAACCCAACGAGAACAACGACAGUGACGCCGAUGGCGACCGCUACCACGACCAUGACCACACUAAGGAGGAGACUGCUGAGACCGAUAACGAAGACGAGCACGAUGCCCACGACAUCCUCGAGGACCAUGAUGAAGACCACGAUGAGGAUAAGGAUGACGACAUCGAUCCUCAGCUGGACCUCCCUCUUGCCACAGAGGAACCCACAACCCAGGAAGCGGCAGGGAGAAAGCCGACGACCACCACGGACAAGAACUGGCUGGACGGCUACCCCGUCGGGCCCGAAGAGGCCGAGAGGGGCGGCUCCACAGAGGAGGCAGGGCCGUCCCGAGAGACAGAGGAGGAGGAGGAACCGGUCGUUGUGGUCGGCGGCGGAGCGACAGACGAGUCCAGCGAGGCGGACCCCCUCCCGGAGCUCCCCUCCGACGGACCCGAGCCGGAGCAGGACCGGGGGGGAGACGCCUGGCCCGGCCCCCGUCCCCGCCAGCCCACCCCUCCCCCCGGCGGCCACCAGUCCCAGGACUCCAUCUCAUACCCGGACCACACCGAGGACCCCGCCCUCGCCUUGGACGCGGAACACCCCUCGGAUCACCCGUACCCGGAGCCCCGCCCGGGCCUCCCGGAGGGCGGCGAGGACGCGGACGGCACGGUGUCGCUGGAAGGGGAGGGCGGGGAGAGGGCCCCGGUGGAGGGGGAGAUGGGGGAGGCCGUGUGCACCGGGGAGGACUGCCCUCCCCCUCCUCCGCCCACCUCGUCCAGCCGGGGUCCCAUCGUGGCUGCCGUCAUCGUGGCGAUCUGCGCGGUCGCCAUGGUAGCCGUCAUGGGGGCGUGGCUGUACCGCCGGCGGCAGCAGAAGAACUCCAUGUACCAGUUGAACGGCAAGGACCACAGCCAGUGCAAUCCGGAGCAGCAGAUCGAGAUGCAGCAGAAGGUGUAGCCUAACGAACAAGCGGGGGGAGGGGGAGAGGGACGGACACUGUGGAGCUGGGGAAGGGGCGGAGCAUUAGAGUCCGGCCAAUCAGAUUGAUCUGACGUAUUAAGAUAGGUAUCAAUGGGUAUUUAGGUAUAGGUAUUUAUGGUUGUAUUUAGGGGCCUCCUCACUGUGUAGGGAUGUCCAUAGCAUCUCACACAACUAAGAACUUGCAUUGUAGAUGAUGUAUAGACAAAAGGGUUUAUAAUUGAGCUGGGUGGGUGGGGAUAAAGGGGGGGUUAGCAGGGUCGUUUAGGAGUUUAAUGAGAUGAUUGUAGCGGACAACACAAGAUCAUUUCUGUCUGAAAUAUGCGCUUGGAGAAAGCCCUCAGACAUUGUGGUGAAGAUAUUUUAAUUUCAUGUCAUAGGAGUUUGUUUUUUUAUGCCAAUAUUAAUGCCUGCUCCCUGAAGGGAGCAUUCAAUCGUUUAGUUUUGAUGUGUUGGUUUUUGUUUUAUGUUUUUAAUUACUGUGUUGUUGCGAGAAAAAGAAAUCCACUUUAGUCCUUUAUUUUGAGAAUGUUGAGGUUCAGACUUCUGCCAGAGACAGCACUGAAUGAACCUGUAGGGACAAGCCUGUCUCUGGUCAGAGCGGAGGGUCGACAGAGGCCCUCGACACCCAGUCACAAACGGGCCUUCUCCACCGAGCAGCUCUCUUGGUUUGAUUGGUUCCAUAUGGUAGCUGAGUGGUGCAACUGAAUGCCUCCACAUUCAGUCGUUGUCUCCCCCCCCCCCCUCCUCCUCCCAAGCGGGCGUUCUGAACCAAUAUGGCCACUAGGUGAAUAAGGCCCAUAGUAGGGAUGUGCAACAGGGCAAUUUUUUUUUCUUAGAUGACAUCUAGAAGAAGAUCACACCCUGUCUGAUUAUGUGUGUGUGUGUGUGUGUGUGUGUGUGUGUGUGUGUGUGUGUGUGUGUGUGUGUGUGUGUGUGUGUGU